AUGGUAUUCCGGAUAAGAAGAAGAAAACCAAAAGACGUAGCACUCAGGUCAAUAGAGAAUACAAAGCCGACAAAGGCCACAAAGGCUCUUGUUGGACCAGAGGCCACAACCCGUAACUUUGUCAAGGCAGCCUUGAAUGGAAAUGCAGCACAACAUCCCAAAGCAAAGUCAGCGAUACGGGGUAUAUUCAAGAGAACAAACAAGAAGAGAAAGAAUGGCAAGAAAUUCAUAUUUGGUCUCAAUAAGGACGAUCCUAUUUCUCUUCGUGCCGAAACCUCGCACGAGACAGGGUCAUCAGCAUCUGGACCAAUAGAUCACACGGGCAAGACCAGUCUAUUUACAAGCAGGCCACCACUACCACCAUCAAGUGUUCAACAUAUACGGUAUAGACAUGAAUACAAUCGUCCUCCUUUAGAUGAGGCUUCUACAAAAGGUUCGGUUGUGAGUGACGACAGCAAUAGCAUUUACAAGCUCAUGCUGCAAGAACUCAAGCAGGAUUUCUCCGAGGCCAAGCAUGCUCCAUUGAGAUUUGUCCCUGCACAAACAGUCGUUCAUAGCAACAAGACAAGGGAAGAAAAAGAAUAUCAUAAAGAUAUUGACGACACACUCCGCGUUCUUGAUGACGAGCCGGGUAAUAGUCAGCAGGAGGAGAGCCGCGACUCUUCAAACCAUACUCCUCGACGACAACCUCUAUCCGAUAUCCGACAACCUCUAUCCGAUAUCGAUGAAACAAGGGAGGACUUUGUUGGAUCAAACGACCCAAACACGGCCGACGAGGGAGCGAUAAAUAUGAGCUUAUCAAGCGAUAUUGACGGGAAUAUGAAACCAGUCGGUUCCUUAAGGCAUGCCUCUCAAGAAGACCGACACGAGUUUGAUGCACAGCUCAAUUGCGCUUCAGAUGAUCCUCAAGCAGACUCAUCAGAGAGGUCAGUCGGCAGUAGAUCCGCUCGAUCAAUUAGAUCAGCAAGAUCAGCUAUAUCGGCUCGUUCAGGAAGAUCGGCACGGUCGAGCAAGUCAGCACGAUCAGAUAGAUCCUCCUUGGGUGAUCGAUCCUCGGAACUAGUGUCACUGCGAGAGCUACGGGGGAAACGUCGGCAUCGAAAACAAAAGAGCGAAGUUUCGACAGAAGCAUCUAGCUCUUCCUACGAUGGCAACGAAAGCACAAGAAGGAAACAGAGAUUGAAAAAGCUACCCAAACGUGAACGGGUGCCUGUUGACAACAGAUCUUACAAUUCUGAAGCUUCGGGCACCUUUGAUGAUUAUACCACGCUUGGUGACACCGAGUAUGAAUGGGAUAACAUCGACUCUUUUGAUUCGUGGCUGUCACUUGAACAUGAGCUACGAGCUGGGGCAAAGGACGAUUGGUUCUGUGGGGUUUGUUUCCGGUAA
Messenger RNA from Cylindrotheca closterium, 1389 nucleotides. The record is from the annotation of a GenBank genome assembly. Lineage: Eukaryota; Bacillariophyta; Bacillariophyceae; Bacillariales; Bacillariaceae.